This is a messenger RNA of Chelonus insularis, 3196 nucleotides long. RefSeq names its product Inositol-3-phosphate synthase (gene INPP5E). Gene Ontology annotation, molecular function: phosphatase activity. The record is from RefSeq and is a predicted model, not a curated record. Bases 1066 to 2982 code for a protein of 638 amino acids. NCBI's taxonomy places the organism in Eukaryota, Metazoa, Arthropoda, Insecta, Hymenoptera, Braconidae. The transcript has 5 exons. Gene Ontology annotation, biological process: phosphatidylinositol dephosphorylation.
GCACCGAACCGUUGUUAUAAAUCCUUAUUUGCGAAUUAUACGAAAUCGCGAAUUUCGUUUACCUAAAUUUCUAUAUUCAAAAUACUUAGAACUUCAUUCUACACCUACAGUAGCCAGAUUCGGAAAAAGUACGCAUUCACCCUGUAUACCUAUAGAAAAAAUAGUUUAAUUUCCUCACUAAACCAGUAUAAUCGUUGAAAAUUUUAAUUAACAUUCCACAAUGGUGACAUUUUGCUGAAUUAAAAUGUUAUCAAGGGAAAUAAAAAUCAGUUCAAGGUCAUUGAGCACCCAUAAUGUUCAAAGUAUCAAUUUUUGGAGAAAGGAGAGCGUUACUACUGCCUAUGUUACCAUAACAGUGUGAAAAGUAAUAUGUAUGACGCGAAUGUCAUGUGAACAACAAUAUCAAAAUUUAAUAAAAUGACAGAAAAAAAUGAUAAUAGUAAAUUAGAGAAAAACUGACCUAGAGUAAUGAAAAAAAUGCAGAAAAGGUUGCAAUAAGGACCAUAGAUGGUUAAAUAUUUGUAUUUGAUGAAGUAUACGAUAUGUCUGUAAUAGCUAUCAAGGUGAAAAAGAUCAAUGUUGAGGUGUUAAAAAGACGUAGACCAUUUGAAGCUCACUCAUUCUGUUCAGUAUAUUUAAAAGUAUAAUAUUACGUAUUAUAACGGUAUUGUGCUACAUUGUUUAAAUUAUAACCUAUAUUACAUUGAUUUUGAUGUCUAUAUAAUCUGGUCAUCUAGACAUUUAAAUGAAUAAAAUUUCACAUUAAUGUCAAUUCAUAGUUAAAAAAAUAUUUGUAAAUUGAAAAGAUAAAAAUAUGAUGAAUACUUUAAAUAAUGCUGCUAUGGAAUUGAUAUUCUCUGAGAUUGUUUACAUUAAUUAGACAAAUGCUUUAUAAUUAAUUUAGAUAAAAGGUUUAAAUGUUACAGUUAAUCUGAUUCUUUUAGACUGGUAAAAUAUUUCAUCUUAGUGAAUUUUUAUCAACUGAUGAAAUAUGUACAAUUAUAUAAAUUGUAAAUAUUAGUGUUUUACAUUAAAGAGACAUUGAAAAUAAACUUAUCUAAUACUAUGGAGCAGAAUGAUUCAAACGAUAUUGUAAAAGCUGAUAUAUCACCACGAUCGAGACAAAAAAAAAAAUCUCUUUGUCAAUUACUUAUGCAUAAAAAAACACGAGUUGGGUGUUUAGAAGUAUCUUAUAAAAAUAGUGAACCUCAAAAACAUUCCAAAAUUGAAACUUCUCAGCAUAGUUCAACCAGUACUAAAUUAUCACUUUGUUGUGCAAUGACUGAGAGAAGUCGAACACCACCUCAAAGUUUGUCCGUAAGUCGACUAUCUUCUACCUCGAGUUAUAAUUCAGUCAAAUCCGAGAUAACUUCUGUAAAUGGUAAUUGUAAAAAUAAUGCAACUAUUGAUACAAAAUCAGGAGAAAUUUCAUCUGAAUUAGAAAAUAAGUGUAAUCAUGAUGGAUAUUUGAAAAAAAGUAAUAUAUCCAUUAUACAAGAGCAACGAUCCAGUAUUUAUAAAGAAGGCGAUCAUUCAUCAUCUGACUCUACUUCUCCUUGUAUGUCUACUCAAAUGAAGCACAAAUUGUUACAUAGAAGAUCAGUAGACAAUUUAACGGCUAAAUGUUCAUCAAGAUCAGUACCACACUACAGUCCAGAAUUACCAAAGAGUGCGCCAAUUAAUGUGAAAUCACGUUCUUCAUCUCAUGAUGCAAUUAUUAAAAAAAAAGAUCGGCAAGAAAUUCAAGUAGAUGGUGUUUCGAUGGAUAAUUUAGCCAAACAGUCCCUCUUAGCUGCUCAGGUUUUAAAUUUAAUUCCAGUACAAAAAGCUAGAGAAAGAAAUUUUCUUCAUGGUCGGAUUGCUGCUAAUUCUCUUUUGGGUUCUGCAGAACUUGAAAAAGUAUUACCAAAUCGUGAAAUAAAAAUUUUUAUUGGUACAUGGAAUAUGAAUGGUCAAACUCCACCAAAAGAAUUGAAUGAUUUUAUGUUGCCAGCAGAAAUUCAUACGAUACCUGAUAUAUUAGCUAUUGGUACUCAGGAGUCAUGUUCAGAACGGAAUGAAUGGGAGGCUGCACUUCAAGAAACUUUAGGUCCAUCUCAUGUAUUAUUAACAAGUACAAGUCUUGGGACUCUGCACUUAGCAUUAUUUAUUCGACGAGAUUUAAUUUGGUUUUGUUCCGUUCCGGAAGAAGAUAGUUUUUCAACAAGACCCGGUACAGCUUUUAGAACUAAAGGUGCUGUGGCAUUAGCAUUGAUUUUGUUUGGUACUAGUUUUUUAUUUGUUACUGCACAUUUGACCGCUCAUCAGGAUAAAGUCAAGGAACGUAUUAGCGAUAUAAAGAGAAUUGUUCGCAACUUAGAUCUACCAAAAGAAUUACCAAUAAAACACAAGAGUAAAGAUGUAACACAAAAUUUUGAUUGUGUUUUCUGGUGCGGUGAUUUGAAUUUUCGUUUAUCUCAACCACGUGAAGAAGUGAUACAGUGGAUAUCAGAUACGUCUUUUCCAAAUCCAACACCAAUAUCUCUUGCAAAAGAUCAAUUACGAACCAUUUUAAAUGAAGGUGCAGUACUUCGAGGUUUUGAAGAAGCACCCAUUACUUUUCCACCUACGUAUAAAUAUGAUCCAGGAACACAAACAUUUGAUUCAAGUAGUAAACAACGCACACCUGCUUACACAGAUCGUAUUCUUUUCAAAGGCAAAGGUCAUACGAGAGGAUAUAUAAGACGAAUUAGUCAUGAUAGUACUAGUUCACAUAAGGAUGGAAGUAUCGAAUGUCUUGUGUAUGAUUCUGUUCCUAGUAUUUGUACAUCUGACCACAAACCGGUAUGGGGAGUUUUUAAAACAACUGUUCGGCCUGGUAUCGACACAAUGCCUUUAGCAGCGGGAACGUUUAAUCGUGAAGUUUAUUUAGAGGGAAUUAAAAGACGUGCUGCAGCGAUGGAUGAUUCAUAUGGAACUUCUAAAGUAUGUUCACUUCAGUGAUGCUGAGAUUCAUUCAUAAAAAUAUUAUUUCGCGAUAAAUUACUAACAGGCAAGUGUACCAUUUUAUUAGACUGAUGUAGUUUUAUUAUAAAAAUAUGAACCACACUGAGUUAUUAAUGUUUAAGAUAAACUUAAUAAAAAUUCAAAUACCAUGUAUAAUGUGUAAUAAAAUCUAGUCGUAAAUAAUUAUUCGUUGAGCUUUUCUAUAAAAAAA